UUAAAACUUUAAAUGAAUACGAAAUUACGAAUACCUAAAAUUAAAAUGUAGUCAAAAUACUGCGAAUUCAUGAUGAUACUUCACUUUAACCUUUAAGUAUAUUUCCCCGAUAUCUUAUUUCAUUAAAGUCUUUGUGGACAACACAUCGAAAUCUUUCACAGAACAUGUUUAAUUCGUGAGGAGCACAAUAUGAGUCUGUCUCGUGAAGAACUAAAAGCACAAUACAAACAUUUGAUUUUGGAACGGAAUGCCGGCACGGAAAAAGAGCUAUUCAGUACAAGGUGCUCAAAUUUUCUUUCUAAAAACAAAAUAUCAGAUUGUUUUACAUUGCUGCCCAUAACAGCGGCACAGAGGGACUUCCUUGACAAAACAGAAGGAAGGAAAGAUGUGGAGUUUCGACAUCUCGCCAAAGUUUUUGGACUUUUUGAAAAGUAUGCUGUGAAUAUCUUGGAUAAACCUUGGCAUAAGGAAUUGAAAACAAUCAAGGUAUACACAGGAUUUUUCAAAUACAAUUUUGAACAAUGGUUAUCUCUGGAUACCGUCUACAAAAUUUUCAACCUCAUCGGCUACCAGAAAACACCGAACCAUACUUUGACGAUAGGAACAACUGAUGGUGAACGAUUACUAGUGAUUGCGUUCGAACUAUACCUUGCUCAUAAUCAGUUAUGUACUUUCAAGGGUAACGUAGAUCUGUGUUCUAAAUACUCAAUGCAAGAUAUUUUCGAGGGUUGGAGUAACACAACAGGUAAUCUAAAUGACAUACAGGAAUGGCUGAUACGCCAGAUAGCGACGAAAGAUGAGGACCAUUCGUAUAAAACGCUGUACGAACACAUGAGGCCAGUCACUGUUAUUGACGAAACUAUGCGUUUGACGAAAAUGGCCAGGUUAUGGGCGUUCUUAUUAAAUAUCCACCAAACUGUCAAAAAGACGGAGUAG
Molecule: messenger RNA, 936 nt
Organism: Dendronephthya gigantea
Lineage: Eukaryota; Metazoa; Cnidaria; Anthozoa; Malacalcyonacea; Nephtheidae
Exons: 4
Coding region: 190-936 (248 amino acids)
Cellular component (GO): cytoplasm
Source: RefSeq, a predicted model, not a curated record